Messenger RNA from Manis pentadactyla (Chinese pangolin), 2018 nucleotides. It is a transcript of the gene TMEM184C, whose product is annotated as transmembrane protein 184C. Gene Ontology annotation, biological process: transport. Lineage: Eukaryota; Metazoa; Chordata; Mammalia; Pholidota; Manidae. Gene Ontology annotation, molecular function: transporter activity. The transcript is spliced from 11 exons. The record is from RefSeq and is a predicted model, not a curated record. The coding region runs from base 187 to 1503 and encodes 438 amino acids.
UCCACCGCCCAGGAAAAGAGCGAGCGGGCAGGCAGCACCGGGGCAGAACCGGACUGUGCGGGGUCCUUAGAGGCCGGUCCCGGUCGGCGCCGCUCCCAGGGCUAUGGUGCGGGCAGAGCUCUGGGCGAUCCCCAGUCUCCUUCGAGCUCUUUUCCCUUGCUACUCGGAGCUGAUUUAUGCGGAAACAUGCCUUGCACUUGUACCUGGAGGAACUGGAGACAGUGGAUUCGACCUUUAGCGGUGGUCAUCUACCUGGUGUCCAUAGUGGUGGCCGUUCCCCUGUGCGUGUGGGAAUUACAGAAACUGGAGGUUGGAAUCCACACCAAGGCUUGGUUUAUUGCUGUUAUCUUUUUGCUGUUGACCAUACCUAUAUCACUCUGGGGGAUAUUGCAACAUUUAGUGCAUUAUACACAACCUGAACUACAGAAACCAAUAAUAAGGAUUCUUUGGAUGGUACCCAUAUACAGUUUAGAUAGUUGGAUAGCUUUGAAAUAUCCUAGCAUUGCAAUAUAUGUGGAUACCUGCAGAGAAUGUUAUGAAGCUUAUGUCAUUUACAACUUCAUGGGAUUUCUUACCAAUUAUCUAACUAACCGGUAUCCAAAUCUGGUAUUAAUCCUUGAGGCCAAAGAUCAGCAGAAACAUUUCCCUCCUUUAUGUUGCUGUCCACCAUGGACUAUGGGAGAAGUAUUGCUCUUCAGGUGCAAACUGGGUGUCUUGCAGUACACAGUUGUCAGACCGUUCACCACCAUUGUUGCUUUAAUCUGUGAGCUGCUUGGUAUAUACGAUGAAGGAAACUUUAGUUUUUCAAAUGCUUGGACAUACUUGGUUAUAAUAAACAAUAUGUCACAAUUAUUUGCCAUGUACUGUCUUCUGCUGUUUUAUAAAAUCCUGAAGGAAGAACUGAGUCCAAUCCAACCGGUUGGCAAAUUUCUUUGUGUAAAGCUAGUGGUUUUUGUUUCUUUUUGGCAAGCAGUAGUUAUUGCAUUGUUGGUAAAAGUUGGCGUUAUUUCUGAAAAGCAUACAUGGGAAUGGCAAACUGUAGAGGCUGUGGCUACAGGACUCCAGGACUUCAUUAUCUGUAUUGAGAUGUUCCUUGCUGCUAUUGCUCAUCACUACACCUUCUCAUAUAAACCGUAUGUCCAAGAAGCAGAAGAGGGUUCAUGCUUUGAUUCCUUUCUUGCCAUGUGGGAUGUUUCAGAUAUUCGGGAUGAUAUUUCUGAACAAGUAAGGCAUGUUGGAAGGACCGUCAUGGGACAUCCUAGGAAAAAAUUUUUUCCUGAGGAUCAAGAUCAAAGUGAACAUACGAGCUUGUUAUCAUCAUCAUCACAAGAUGCAAUUUCUGUUGCCUCUUCUGUGCCACCUUCACCCAUGGGUCACUACCAAGGGUUUGGACACACUGUGACUCCCCAGACUACACCUACUACAGCUAAUUUAUCUGAUGAAAUAUGUAAUAACACUACAGGAGAGAAAAGAGAACGUUCAGAUAACUCCGUUGCCUCCUGAACAGUGCAAAGUAAACUGUUCUACUACAAUGUUGCUUCAUUACCUGGUAUCCCAUUGCUCAGGAUUUUGUGCUUGAGACAAGCCAUAAAAAAUGGAAAAUUUCAGCACAAAGAUAGGCAAAGGCCAGGUACAACUACUGGAUUUAUAUAACUUGAGUUUUGUAUAUCACAAUUUGUCUGAAUAUCCUAGACCUAGAUUGAUUUCUUAGCAUUAGAGUAUUAUAUACUCAAAUGGUAGAAAAUGACUACUAAAUGUUCCUGAUGUUAAAUUGCUUUAUCAAGAGGGUGGACUAAAUGUUCCUAAUUGGGAAAUUGCUUUAUGAAGAGUGGGUUACAUUAAAAAAAAAAAUUAACACUUUCUACCACUGCUGCAUGAAUUUAAUGCUCUGGAUUUAGCAGAAAGUAUAAUUGAGAAAUAUGAAUUAGUGGAACUUUAUCAUGUGCCAUAUGCUUACCUGAUAAUUACUUCUCUAUUUCUCAAUUGGAUGUCUUCAAUAAAUAAGAAUUUAUCAUUUA